Phyllotreta striolata is the source of this 1883-nucleotide messenger RNA. The record is from the annotation of a GenBank genome assembly. NCBI's taxonomy places the organism in Eukaryota, Metazoa, Arthropoda, Insecta, Coleoptera, Chrysomelidae.
UUCCGCCAUCAACUCACCGGAAUUGAUAAGGAAAAACCCUUAUCACCUAGAAUUCGUCGGUUUAGUUUAGUUUGUGUUGUAUUUUUUUCUAUUUUUAUAGGUAGUCGCCUUCGAAAUUAUCGCUCAACAAGGAUUUUGUAGCAUUUUAAGACGGAUUAUAAUAUAGCUAUGUUGGAUUUAGAGUUUGAUUACUUUUUGGAAGAGGAUAAAAUAUAAAGUUUUAAACUGCAGAAAUCGAUUUAUUCUACUAUCGUGUGAACAAAUUCCAGGUGAAAAUAGUGAUAUAAAUUAAAAUGGAGUCCUCAUCCGAAGAAUUACUUCUUAAAUUUUUAGAGAAUAAAAAUGGAGCUCCAAAACCCGUCGAUUCUCCCAGUCUCAACGAAGAUUCGCCCAAAACCGGCGAUGAUUCGUCGAUUACACCUGAAUUAGAGGUGAUUCAAUUCGACUUGUGCCCUAUUGAGUUGCACCUGAAGGAAAACACAAUGGGCAUGACAGUAACAUCGGGCAGUGUCGCCAUACGCAAAGACAACAACAACCUGAUCGGUAUAAGCAUCGGGGGCGGUUCGCCCCUGUGCCCCUGUUUGUACAUCGUUCAAAUAUUCGAUAACACCGCCGCCGCCAGGGACGGCACCCUUCAAUCCGGCGACGAGCUGGUCUCGGUAAAUGGACAAUCAGUGAAAGGAAAAACCAAAGUCGAAGUCGCCAAGAUGAUCCAAGCUGCGAAGGAAGAAGUGGUGAUAAACUACAACAAAUUGCACGCCGAUCCGAAGCAAGGAAAAAGCCUGGAUAUCAUAAUGAAGAAGAUGAAACAUCGAUUGGUGGAAAACAUGAGCUCGUCUACAGCCGACGCUUUGGGACUCUCGAGGGCUAUCUUAUGUAACGACACGUUGGUGAAGAAGAUGCAGGAACUCCAAGAUACGGAAGUUAUGUACAGGGGCUUGGUGGAUCAUUGCAAAAGAAUGCUACAGGCGCACAUGGAGCUGCAGCAAGCUAUAAAAGCCAUGGGGGAAGUUUUCUCCGGAAUCGCGGUGAGGGAACCCCAAGAAAGAGCGAGUGAAGCCUUCAGAUUGUUCGGCGAACAACACAGGAACAUUGAAAAAGCCGGAAUGGAAAUGGUGAAGAAAGUCAAACCGGUAUUAUCAGAUGUCGGAACUUACCUCUACAAAGCUAUACCUGAUACCAGAUUGACAGUGAAAAAAUACGCCGACGCUAAAUUCGAAUAUUUAGCUUAUUGCUUGAAAGUUAAAGAAAUGGACGAUGAAGAGUGCAGUUACGCGGCCUUACAAGAACCUUUAUACAGAGUGGAAACUGGAAAUUAUGAAUACAGACUGAUUCUUCGUUGUCGCCAGCUAGCCAGGGCGCGAUUCGCCAAGCUCAGGGCCGACGUUUUGGUAAAAAUGGAAUUGCUGGAUAACAAACACGUCCAAUCGCUCGGAGGUCAUUUGGUGAAAAUUAUCCACGGCUUGUCGGAGCUUCAUUCGAAGACGUUCGAAUUGUGCAGCGGUCCACAGCUGUUUCCAGUCGAAGUGGAUCUGUCCAACAGCGCUUUCCAGUACAAAUCCACUACACCUUUGGCUCAAGAUAACUACGAAGAUGAUAAUGACGAUAAAGAGGUGGAAGAAGGGGAGGAAAUCAUAGAAAUGAAAAACAAGCUCAUUGAAGAUGAACCGACGGAGAUGCUGCUACCUGAUUUACCUGGUGAUGUUCAGAACGAACCAAACUACGACCAAAUGGAUAAUUGGUCGAGGUUGUCUUCACUUUGUAUCGAAAAUCCUCAGUUCAAACCUCUACUUUCUGAUAUAGAUUAAUGUCGUAUGAUUUAUUUUAGAGGAUUUAUUGUUGAUUUAUUAUGUUUAUCAAAUAUAUAUUUAUACCUGAUUCAA